AUGUCCACUACUACUGUUUCAUCAAAAUUAAUCACAACAAGUACUUCCCAAUUAAUCACGUUAGCAGCUGGUUGUUUCUGGGGAGUUGAAAGAGUAUUUAGAAAGCAAUUUGCUGACAAAGGAUUGCUUGAUAUUAAAGUAGGUUAUGCCAAUGGUAUACCAACUAUUGGUAAUGUCAAUUAUGAAUUGGUUUGUACUGGUUCCACUAACUUUGUUGAAAGUAUACAACUUUCAUAUGAACCAUCUCAAUUGAAAUUGGAAGAUAUUUUAGAUAUUUUCUUUAGAAUGCAUGAUCCAACCACAGUCAAUUCACAAGGUCCAGAUAUUGGUACUCAAUAUAGAUCGGCUAUUUUAACUCAUAGUGAUGAAGACAAUAGAUUGGCUUGGAAAUUGAAGGAAGAAUAUCAAAAAACAUGGUAUCCAAAUCAUAAGAUUGUUACCAUAAUAGAACCAAUUAAAGUUUGGUAUGAUGCUGAGGAAUAUCAUCAAAAGUAUUUAGAAAAGAACCCACAAGGUUAUGAAUGUCCCUCUCAUUUCAUAAGAACUAAGCCUAAGGCAUAG
Molecule: messenger RNA, 561 nt
Organism: Hemisphaericaspora subhashii
Lineage: Eukaryota; Fungi; Ascomycota; Pichiomycetes; Serinales; Debaryomycetaceae
Product: peptide-methionine (S)-S-oxide reductase MsrA
Exons: 1
Coding region: 1-561 (186 amino acids)
Molecular function (GO): peptide-methionine (S)-S-oxide reductase activity
Source: RefSeq, a predicted model, not a curated record